AUGGCUCCACCGGCUUGGGUUUCAGAGAACCGUCUCACUCCGGAAGAACGAAAACAGCUUGCUAGAGAACGAGUUACGGAGAUUCUCGAAAAGCAGGCCCGGGAGGCGAAGGAUGCUAACAUGACAAUUGCCAUCCAGCCAUCUCGAGCCCCAGCAGUACAAAGCCCAUCUACACCUAUCCUUGGUGAAAAGAAAAGAAGGAGGCCGUCUGGUGAAAGCGCGUCAGAAUCGACGGACAGUAGCGACCUGCAUGCUCCCAUCCAAUCGCCUCCCAAGCGCAUUCAGCCUACUUGGUACACAUCGAUACCUCAAAAGAAGCUAAAGCAAGCGUCUGGCAAGCGCGAUAUCGAUGCCAAGCUUGAACAAGUCAAGAACCUUAUCAAGCAGUGCAAGGAGAUGCAUGGAGACCCGGAAAUAGGUCGCGUGUUCGAUCGCAUCAGAGACGAAAUCCAUGAUCUAGUGUUCCUUCAAGUUACGGACAUUGCCCUUAGGCGGAAGCGAAUGCUCCAUGAUGACAGCGGGAUUCCCCAACUCUUUGACGACAAAAGCGAAAUAGUAUUCCCCUGGGACAUCCAGGCUGAUGCGUUGGAGCUCUACAACAGAUGGGCCCUCCGCGUAUUCUCGGUCGACCUUCUGCGAGGAAUUAUCAAGAGGCCGACAACGGCAGGAAACCGAUCUACUGACCGUAUAGAUCCCGCAUACCCUGGCAAACUUAAGGCCGACUAUCAUGGCGAAGGAAGCCUAGUAAACGGCCAAUGGUGGCCAACGCAGCUCUGCACGGUUCGAGAUGGGGCGCAUGGCUCGACUCAAGGCGGCAUUUAUGCUACGAAGGGGAAGCCAGCCUUUUCUAUUGUUCUAUCCGGUGGUAACCAUUAUUCAGACCGCGACGAAGGCGAAGAAAUUUGGUACUCCGGCACGGACGGAAAGGAUGGAGUGCACCGGCCUCCUCGUGGAUUCCGGUACGAUGGCUGCUACGAGGUCCUCAGUUAUACGGUACUUGACAGCACCAAGAUGUCGUGUCUAUUCCAUCUUACAAGAAAGGAAGGCCAGGAUCCCAUUAGAUCCCGCGGCAAGGAAAUGCGUCCGACGACAGCUGAGAUUCGUGAGUACGACAAGUUUAAGGCUGAGAUUGAGGCGUCCGAACGCAUCUGA
This is a messenger RNA of Lasiodiplodia theobromae, 1152 nucleotides long. RefSeq names its product SRA-YDG domain-containing protein. The record is from RefSeq and is a predicted model, not a curated record. Gene Ontology annotation, molecular function: ubiquitin protein ligase activity. Lineage: Eukaryota; Fungi; Ascomycota; Dothideomycetes; Botryosphaeriales; Botryosphaeriaceae. Gene Ontology annotation, biological process: protein ubiquitination; negative regulation of gene expression via chromosomal CpG island methylation. Bases 1 to 1152 code for a protein of 383 amino acids. The transcript has 3 exons.